UUUCCCUGGUAUUGUAGAACAGCUGGCCUAUAGGCGAUGGGGUUUGGCAAUUACUUAUCUCCAAGCAGAUAUGGAGUCGUGUUGUCAGCUAUCCACAGCUGUCACUGCCCCACGUUUUAAAAUGGUGUGCGUCUCAGGUAUCCAUUGUGAAGCUGUGUGGUUGUUUUCAUUUGGUGUCGUUCGAUUGAGAUGCUGAUUUUCUGUUGAUGCGUACAGGACUGUGUUUUAAAUUUGGCAGUGAUAGGUAUGUCAGCGUCUGCAGCUGCUACUCCACCAACACAAACAUCAAGCCAGUGUCCGCUACAUAAGAACUACAGCGCCUUGGUAAGACAGAUGGAUGGGAGACGUAUCCUCAAGCACUUGGUACAAGAUGGCAUUAUCUCUAUUGAGAAGCAAAGAGGAAUGAAAGAAGAGGCACGAACAACAGAGGUUCUCAACGAGAAGAUAAUUGACGUGAUUGUCAGAAAGGGAGGUCUUGAGUGCGCAGCCGCAGUACAGUCGCUCUGCUCCGCACUACGACAGGAGGAUGUGAAGCAAGACCAUUUGGCCGAUCUACUGGUGCCAGUUACAACUACUCACACUUCAGGUGCAUCUCCGUGUGAAGCUCAAACAAAAUGGCAGUCUCCGUACAACAUAGUGUUGCUGGGAAGAACAGGGAACGGCAAAAGCGCCACUGGUAACAGUAUUGUAGGGAAUAAUGUAUUCAACGUGUCUAAAAGGUGGGGAUCAGAAACUACCACCUGUGAUAAUGCUAAGGCAUGUAUUGAUGGAUACAUUCUAAAUGUAAUUGACACCCCAGGAUUUGCUGAUACCAGUAUGCCCUAUGAGACAAUUGUCGAAGAGAUAAGUAAAGUUCAUGUGCUAGCGCAUGGUGGAAUACAUGCCGUAAUACUGGUUUUCAGACCGGACUGUAGAUUAACAGAGGAGGAGAAAAUGGCAUAUAAUAGUCUGAUUCAGAAGUUUCAAACUGACAUCCUCAAGCACGUAAUCAUAUUGUAUACGCACGGUGAUGAUUUUGAGGAAGAAGCAUUGAAAGACCUCAUUAACGACGACAAAAAUCCAAAGUGGUUCAAAGGGCUUUUGAGGCAGGUAAAGAAUAGAUAUUUGAUUUUUGACAACCGCACAAACGAUCAGGAUACAAAGGACAGACAGAGGCACAGGCUCCUUGACAUGAUACGGAGUGUCAUGACUGAUACCGACAAUAAGCCAUACAAUAAUAAGUACACUAAGAUGGUAUCCUCAAUGAUCUAUGAUCAUGACAAAACAAAACGUGCGUCAAGGCAAGGCAAGAAGCCCAAGGUAACUUCAGCAAGCACCAACCAGACAGCCGGCGCAGUACCAAAGACGCCCAAGGCGAAGGCAAAUCCCCAGAAACCUCGGGCUGACAAAAAGUCAACACCGUUUGUACCAAAUUGGACCCAGAAGAUAUCAAAGAAGAAAAAGAACGAUCGAAGAGGAAAACAACAGGAGAAGAGAAGACAUGCAAACAUCUCCAGUCAAGACGUCACUGGGAAAAGUACGACUGUUCCAGGGCGUGUUGACGACGACCCUACAGGCCAGUGGACAGUGUCACAGUCUCGCUGGAGGAAGACGCACCAGCCCGCGGCCACGAAUGUUCAGUCUCAAGCCCCAUCUUCUCCAUCCCCUACUCGAGAACCCUCCAAUCAGAGCCCGAGGAAUGUCGCAACACGCAUGGCAAGCAAGGACGAGGUGGGAGCUGCGGUGGCGGUACCUGGAUCCGGGGAUGUCAGCAACCAACCACAGCCGCCACAGCCAGAAGGAAAACCUAUCAAGCCGGAGCCCGUCACUAUUGAGAUACAUCAGAAGAUCGACGAAGUGUUUAAAUUGUUUGAAGAGAGCGAUGAACAUCAGAAAAAGGUCAUUAUGCAGAAGUUGAAAGAUGAGUUGAACAAAGACACUGAAAGGGACUGUUUUCCCGCGUCCUCUGUUUUGGUAACAGCUUCUGCUGACGAAGUUCCUCUUUCCUCAGUUUCUGUUGGUGAGGAUGUCAGGGUGUCCGCAGACACAUUUGAGCCAGUGUUCAUCUUCAGCCAUGCACUGGAGGACGUCCUGUCAACAUACAUUGAUGUCACCACAGAGAAGGGCAAGACGGUCUCCUUGUCGCAGAGCCAUUUCAUCACCAUCAGCAGGGAUGGAGAGAGGGUCACUGUUCCUGCCAGAGAAAUAAAAGAAGGAGACAAGGUGUUCUCUGUGGAAGAGUCCACAGGUUGCUUGACACCUGAUAAGGUAGUCGACGUUCACUACGCGCUCAAAAGUGGUCAGUACUGUCCCCACACCUACAGCGGCUCCCUGAUCGUGGAUGGCGUGUACGUCUCCUGCUAUACCGACAAGCUUCCGCUGGCGUUAGCGCACGGGCUCCUCCUGCCGCUCGGCUGGCUGCACCGCACCUGCCCCCGCCUGUUCAGGCUGCUUUGCGUCCCGGAGGAGACAGGCGGCGUGCCGUGGUGGAUGGGCAAGCUGGAGGACAUGCUGGCAUGGUGGAGGUCACGUUGAUACAAAAACUUGUACUCCUAUGUAAGCCCGGUACAGACUACAUUUUCUCUAGAGACUGCGACCGCGUUCCGAUCACUGAGUCACCAACUAUCUAAGCCAUCUACAUCUACAUCUGCAUCUACAUUUAUA
Messenger RNA from Branchiostoma floridae (Florida lancelet), 2643 nucleotides. RefSeq lists its product as uncharacterized. Bases 247 to 2514 code for a protein of 755 amino acids. Gene Ontology annotation, biological process: protein autoprocessing. The record is from RefSeq and is a predicted model, not a curated record. The transcript is spliced from 4 exons. Gene Ontology annotation, molecular function: GTP binding. Lineage: Eukaryota; Metazoa; Chordata; Leptocardii; Amphioxiformes; Branchiostomatidae.